Molecule: messenger RNA, 1835 nt
Organism: Osmerus eperlanus (European smelt)
Lineage: Eukaryota; Metazoa; Chordata; Actinopteri; Osmeriformes; Osmeridae
Exons: 13
Coding region: 137-1411 (424 amino acids)
Cellular component (GO): meiotic nuclear membrane microtubule tethering complex; nuclear envelope
Molecular function (GO): protein-membrane adaptor activity
Source: RefSeq, a predicted model, not a curated record
CAGGCGUGCCCCUGUCUCCUCCUGCACCCAACAGCAAACACAGCACCUGCUCUUCAGGUGUGCCGUUUUCUCCCAAGGUGAGGAAGGCUGUUCUGUCCUCCUCAUCCUCAUCCUCCUGACCUUUGGUGUGUGGUCCAUGCUACCCAUCAUGACCUCGAUGACUCAGAACCUGUUAAUGAACGUGAACCAGCCCGUCAUGACAACCCCUCCCAUCAUCCCUCCGCCCCCUAGAACCAUGGUAACCAUGGAGAGAGAUUCCGGACUGAACUUAGCCAUUGAAGAAAAGAUGCAAAAGCUACUGAGAGACAUCGAGCUGAAACAGCAGAGGCUGGUUUCCGAGGUGGAGCUAAGACUGCAGACAGACAUCAGAGGCAUCAGUCAAAGAGUGAGAGGUGAGACUCUCCAUGUUGUAUCUCAGCAGAACGUGCGUCUGGACCAGGAGGUGUCAGGGCUGAGCUGGCAGAUCAGAGACCUGCAGAGCGACACACACUCAGCCACCUCAGGACUGAUGCAGAGACUGGAGACACAGCUCUCACACACCACCAAGCUGGAGCAGGAGCUGUCCUCCAUUAAGAUGGCCCCGCCUCCAGCCCCCUGCCCGGAAACGCCCGCCGCUGCCCCUAGCAACGAGCUGACCCCUGAGCUGAAACUGGCCUUGGAGAAGUGGUUCAGUGACAGGGUCAAGGACCAGCAGCUGUAUGUGAGGCAGACCCAGCCUGUCUCCAGCUGUAAGGACUGUGGCCCCCUGGCUGAUAGGAUGGCUGACUUUGCUCUGGAGGCCCAAGGGGCCAGUGUAAUCAGCACCAGGUGUUCAGAGACCUACAGGACCAGGUCAGCGUGUGUGACUCUGUUUGGUUUCCCCCUGUGGUACCCUUCAGAGAGCCCCCGCACCGUUAUACAGGGUAACCAGGUUCUGUUGCCGGGGAAGUGCUGGCGUUCCAUGGCGUGCAGGGUACCCUGGUCCUCUCCCUGUCUCACCCCGUCCGCAUCACUCACGUCACCCUCGACCACCUCCCACGAUGCAACUCACCCACCGGGCGCAUCGACAGCGCACCUCGUGACUUUGAGGUUUAUGGUAUGUCCACUGACUCUGAGGAGGGAAAUCUGUUGGGGAAGUUCACUUACGACCAGGAUGGAGAACCCACCCAGACCUUCAAGCUGCCAGAUCAAAGCGGGGCUGUUCAUCAUUUUGUGGAGCUCCGUAUCCUUAGCAACUGGGGUCACGUGGAGUACACGUGCGUGUACCGUUUCCGUGUUCACGGGCAGAUCGCCGGCGCGUGACCCCCACACACGCCUCCCUCAGACCAGGUCCUCUCCAACGACGUCAAACAGAUCUUCUUUUUUUGUGCAUCUAUUAAAAAAAAGACAAAAAAGACAAACUCAGCCUAAAUCGCAGUUUUCUAACAGCUAGAAUCAGGGUGUUGUGAUCAAGACGAGAUGAGAGGAAUGUAGGGUAGCUGUGCCUGGCUGGAUGAUAACCAGGUUUUACUGGGCUGGGAGUGGAUAUGGUCCUCUGCUUGAUCAAAGGUUUCAAUGGUUGGUUGGUUUGUUCCAGUGAUCGAUUUGAUGUUUUUGCACUUCCUCCAUGGAGAGGAACAGGAAGCUCUCUCUCUUGCUGAGAUAUUUGAUGAUCUAUACAGCGCCUGUCAGAAACACCUUUUAUUCUUUAGUCUUUUAUUGUUUUUGAGAGACACAUGUUCCUGUUGAUCAUAUGUAACAGAUUAGGUCAUUUAACGGGAUGAAGAUUUACUUUGACCGAAAUGUACAGAUAUUGCUACAAAAAGCUUCAUUUUCAUCAAACUGUCACCUUAGGAAAUAUUUGGAGAACAUGCCAA